This is a messenger RNA of Paramecium pentaurelia, 1157 nucleotides long. The record is from the annotation of a GenBank genome assembly. NCBI's taxonomy places the organism in Eukaryota, Ciliophora, Oligohymenophorea, Peniculida, Parameciidae.
UAUGAGUUAAGUAUCGUAAAGAUAAAGAAGUCCAUCCCCUUAAUCUCCAGAAAAAGUUGCAUAAAGAGAAAAGGCAGCAUAAGCAAUGAAAAGACGUAACCAAACAUAACCAAGCUUUUUUGAAAAAUAUGCAUACCAUUUGGUAAUUGGUGCAUUUGGAUUUGUGUGUGUUUAUGCAUUAUUUUCAAUUCUAACACGUUCAAGCAAGAAACUGACUACUACUCCUGUAAUUGAUGAAGAAGAAAUUGCUAGUCAUAAUUCUUUAGGAUCUUAUUAAUAAGGACCAAAUGAUUUCUUUAAAGAUUGGAAAUUUAGCGAUGCUAAAUUCAUCUUUAACAAUCAUUUAACAUUCAAAGGAAAAAUACCUUAAUGUCCAGAAAGUGGAGUAAUAAUUCCAGAGAGUUAUAAUUUUAGAGAAGUUUAGCCAGAAUGUGCUUAACCAAUCUACAAUUAAGGUAAACUAUUUUUUAAUCGAUAGGAAAUUGCUCAUCCAGCUAUUCUAUCGCUGCUGUCUCAGCUACAAGUGAUAGGUUAUGUAAAGUCAGAAAUGGGGAAUUUUAAGAUUAAUUAUCACCAUAAUCACCAAUCUCUUGUGAUAAUAAAAAUUAUAGAUGUGGAGGAGGAAGUGUUACUAGAGUAUUAGAAGUUGGCAAAAAGUAAGGGUUUGUUACAACCUCUUGUUUACCAUAUACUGGAACUGAAGAUGCUAAAGACAAUUGUGAUGCUCUUUUUACCAAUUGUGAAAAAUAUAAGAUUUAAGAUUAUUGUGUUGUAUCCAGUGAGGAAAACAUUAAAAGAGAAAUUUUAAACAAUGGACCUGUUGUUGCAGUUAUCUAAGUAUUCAAAGACUUUCUUGUUUAUAAAGGAGGAAUCUAUGAAGUAGUUGAAGGGAGUUCAAAGUAUUUCUAAAUUUUUUAUUUAGAUUCCAAUAUGGACAUGCAGUCAAAGUUAUUGGUUGGGGAAAGCAAGACGGAAUUAAUUAUUGGGUUAUCGAAAAUUCAUGGGGAGAUUCAUGGGGUCUCAAAGGUUUAGCCUAUAUUGCUGUUGGUAUUGAAAAAAGUAUAUAUAUGUUAAGGUUAAAAUUAAUUACAAUUGGAAGCCUAUUCCGUAGCCCCUAUUGUAGCAGCCCCUUAAGACAAGGCCGAAUGAUUUUAUCG